Messenger RNA from Hippopotamus amphibius kiboko, 5618 nucleotides. Its product is annotated as disintegrin and metalloproteinase domain-containing protein 21-like. Gene Ontology annotation, biological process: male gonad development; proteolysis. The record is from RefSeq and is a predicted model, not a curated record. Gene Ontology annotation, molecular function: metalloendopeptidase activity. Lineage: Eukaryota; Metazoa; Chordata; Mammalia; Artiodactyla; Hippopotamidae. Gene Ontology annotation, cellular component: plasma membrane; sperm head plasma membrane; external side of plasma membrane.
UCCACAGUGGACAGCAGCUUCAUCUGACUCGAGAUUUCCAGCCUGGCCCUCCUGACGUCUGGCCCCGUGAGGACUGCAGGUCUCCCGCCGCCCCCACAGUCUCCGUCCUCCAGAGCUCCCAGCACAGCGGGGUGUCCAUCAGGCUCUUCUCGAAGCCCCAGGUCAGGGUGCUGACCCCACAGUAGUCUGAUCAGCACGCGUUCAAACUCCACUUCCCACCGUGUCUAAACAAACACCACUCCUUUGAGUACUUGUGUCCACUUACCUUCCCUGGCGAGCGCAUGCGCAGCAGACAGCAGGCACGUCCGGGUCCACAGCGAGUCCGAAAGUCCCAUCACACCUUCCCAGGUGCCUGCAGGAGCCACAGCCUGGGCCACACCUGAGCUCCAGUUAAUUUUUACAGGGGUUAAGUGGAAGAAAUAGUCCUACUCUAUUUUCGGAUGUUUGAGAGCUGACACAAAGUUCAUUCCCCUCUUCUUCCUCUGCCCACUGCUGGGAAACCUGGUAAGAAGCACAGACAGCUUCUCCCUCCUUCGAUGCAGGUGGGAGAUCAAAACCACAUGAGCCCCGUCUGUGAGCGCAGCACGCGUCCCUCCCACACGCCGGAACCACAGUAAAAACCCUCAUCUGUCUCCAUUGCUGCUGCUAUCAAACCAUUUCCGAUGUGCUUGAGAGGCCUGCCCUGCUCUCAGGAGACACCUCAAUCAUGGAGGUGAUACAUUUUUCAAAUUCCUUUCUUGUGUACCUGUGGCAUCUUCAGACGGAACGUGUCUCUCAAGCUUUGGUGGGGGUGGGGGUCCCUAUGGACGGCCUUGGUGCCCACGAUGAAUACUGCUGGUGCUGUGAGUGUGGUGUCAAGGCAGUAACCGCCACUGCCACCGCCACCAGCACCAGCACCAGCACCGCCACCAGCACCACCACCGCCGGCACCGCCACCACGACCACCAGCACCAGCACCACCACCGCCACCAGGGCUUGCUUCUCUCGCCCUGGGUGUGUGAUGCUGAGGCGGCCCGGUACCCACCGCGCACUUUACGGUGCUGCUUGCUGGCAGCUUGUGCUCGGAGCUGUGCGUGUAGUGCUGCUUCGGUGACGGCAUGGAUUUAGCGGACUUGCUUCAGAAGUUGUGGUAAUUAAUCGGUAUGUACGGACAGGAGUUAGCAACGGUGAGGGACUCCCUGCCUUCCGUGCCUGGGACAGUGUUUUCCUCCGAUGGCCGCCAGCAUAUCUUCCUAGUUCAGGUUUUAGAGUGACGCAUAGAAUCAUGAGGCAGAGCUGGGCUGGGGCACACUGCUCUCAGGGGAGGAAGCCCCAGACCCUGGCAGGGAACAGCCUUGUGUUGGCAGCGCCGACCUCCCUCUGGAGGUCCCGAGAUCUCCUGGGAGGUCCUGAUUGUUACCUGCAGGCCACACGCCUCCCCCUGUGAGGAGGUUUGGGUCUGGCUCACCGUGCCCUUGGACGGCAGCAUCUUGGGCACAGUCGUACGUGCCUGCAUGCCUGGCCUUGGCACUGCACAGCGGUGACAGCACCUGGAGAUGCUGACGCAGGACUGGAGGCCAGGCAGUCCUGAGGGUGCCCCUGAGCCCAGACCACACUGACUGCUCCAGUCCCUUCCCUGGGUGCAUGCGGAGCCACCACAGGAAAGAUUCUGAAACUGGGAACACAUAGGUGACACAGGUGAGGCUGAGCCUCUCCAAGGAGACUGCCUCUUCCUCACACCUUUGUACAAUGUGGUUCUCAGCCUGGGUACCUGGGAAGAGAGAAAACUCCUGAGUCACACAGACACGUGGCCUCAUCCCAUCAUCCCAUUUCUGAAAGAAAAGUCUGAUUCUCUUCAAGUGGUUUACGAUAUGCAGUUGAGUCAGACUUCUCAUCAUGAUGUGUAGGCAGACAGAAGGGCUUGUGGCCUCUGGAUUCUGAAGGGGGAAUUAGUGCACGUGCGUAGAACUGUGCCUAUGAAACUGGGCCUGAGGAAAGCAUUUCAUGCUGUAGAAAGUACUUUAAUGGAAGGCAUAGUAUGAAAAAACAAGUUAGAGUCCAUGGUCAGCUGACAGGCACCAAAGAUUGUGAAAUAUAACUUUACAGUAAAAUGAAAAUGGACCCAGAUAGAAGAUGGGAGAAGAAGAAAGAAAUGGAAGGCAAACAGGUAACAGCCAUGUGUGUAAGCAUAAUUCAGUGGUGACUGGAGGAAAGGAGUACAUUGUCUUGUAAGGGUAUACAUUAAAAGAGUAGAAUUAACAUUCAGAAGGUCCGUGGGAAUUCGUUUGAGAGAGCAGAGCUGUGGGCACUUAGAGUGAAGCUCUGGGCCUGCACAGAACCAGGGGGUGAGGGAAACAUCAUUAGAUGUGUAUGGGCCCAUUGUCCUCAUCCUCCGCUCUGUGAAGACCCUCACGUGGACGUGGACGCGCGUGUAGCUCUCUCGCUCUCAGAGGGAGACGUAUCCAGGGUGUAGGUCCGUCCGGGACGAGCGGGCGCAUGAGGACGGGGAGGGACUUGGAGCAGCAGGCAGAGGGCACGGGGUACACGUCCUGCCCUGGGAGCUCAUCCCCGAGCACAGUCAGUUUAAGUGACGGGACUGUUUGUGAAUGAAGAGGGAAAUAUUCAGUUUGGAGGUCAGUGAAUUGUUUUCUUCUGCUCAUGAUCUGGUACUGGAUUUUUUUCCUCCCCUCAAAACAAGCACAAAAUUUCACAAGAGUGAAAUAUUUGUGUUCUUACCUUGGGCACAGUGGAGAGACGGGAUCAGCACACGCAUAGGAGGAACCUGCCGCCGUCCAGGAAAGAACCACAGAAAAGGACUAGAGGAACACCCCCUGCGGCUCUCACGUGGUCAGGAGCCGUGUCUCUCCUCACCCGCGGGGGCAAGGAAAAUAAAAUGUGACAAUGAAGGCAGCAUCAGAGCACUGGGGAAAGAUGACUCCUGCCCUACACGCUGACCCAGAAAGCCCUCAAGUCCACGGUAGCACUCGUGGGCGCAGCCUCCCGCUCUCCCACUGCAGCCCUGGCUGAGCUCACAUCCAGGCCCACCCACUGCCACGCCCUGGGACUGUUACCUAAUCCCAUUAGGAGGCCCACCCAGCAACCCCUUUUUCUCUGCCACUGUCUCCUUGGUCGGACGUGGCCACAGCAGAGGGUGUAGACCGGGCUCCUCUGGUUUCCUGCUCUUAACUGUUCUCAUUGGCAGAUGUCCGUGAGCAGGGCCCCAAGGCUGGCAGACGACCAGGUCCCCCUGAGGGCAGCCCUCCGGCUGCUUGGGCUCUGGGCGGUGCUGGCUCCAGCCCUGUGCUCUCAAGGCCGUCCCUCAUGGCGCUACAUCUCUUCGGAGGUGGUGAUACCCAGGAAGGAGCUGCACCGAGGCAAAGGCGUUCGGGUGCCAGGCUGGCUCUCCUACAGCCUGUGCUUCGGGGGCCAGAGGCACGUUAUCCACAUGCGGUGCAAGAAGUUAUUUUGGCCCGGACACCUGCUGCUGCUGACUCAGGAUGAACAAGAGGCCUUGCAGGUGGACUAGCCCUUCGUCCCUUCAGACUCUUACUACCUCGGCUACCUGGAGGAGAUUCCUUUCUCCAUGGUCGCUGUGGACACGUGCGAUGGGGGUCUCGAAGGUAUUAUGAAGUUGGAUGACCUUGCCUACGAAAUCAAACCCCUCAAGUAUUCGGAAAGGUUUGAACAUGUGGUUUCUCAGAUAGUGGCAGACACCGGUGCAACAGGACCUGCGUAUGGACCGGGACACAAGGAGGAUAGGCACCCACUGUUCCCUGAAGCAGACGUCAGCGUAGCCCCCAGGGUGGGUGCUAGGGUGUUUGCCGCACAUCAGGGAUUUAUGAAAGGAUUUGGUCAAUAUUCUAAUUCAGUGUAUCGUGUGUACAAAAAUGACUGUGUGGCAAACCUAGUACAUAUCGUUAAUUUAAUGGACUCCAUGUACCAAGGCCUUGCUGUAAGGUUCUAUCUCAUUGCAGUCCUUCUAUAUAAUGAAGGAGACCCAACUGUCAUGAAUGAGUAUAGAGUACCAGAUGGUGCAUAUGCUCGUUAUUGUAACAGGAACUUGAGACUAGCUAUAAAUCCCACUUCAACCUUCAUCAUAACUCGUGAGGGAUCACCACAAGGUCUCUUCCAGCCAGAGAUGCAUACUUUAUGUGAGCCAAGAAGUCUAGUCUUCGUUGGUUAUCUAGGCAGACAUAAUUUCCUGUUAGCUGUUGUAACAACGCAAGUCUCUGGGAGAAGUUUUGGUCUGUGGUGUGACAAGGAUGAGUGCUACUGCGUGAGAAGGAGCGCCUGCCUUAUGGCAACAUACCGCGCUAUGACAGAUGCCUUCAGUAACUGUUCCAUUGCGCACCUGCGGAACAUCGUAGAAUGUUGGGAUUGUAUCUUUAACACAACGGUGCGCUUUUUGUAUGAAAGCAUGACAAGAAUGCGUUGUGGAAACUAUCGAGUGGAGGGUUUGGAGCAAUGUGACUGUGGCUCCUUCAAGCAGUGUUAUAGCAACAAAUGCUGUAAACAAGACUGUAAGUUUGAGGAAGGAUCUACUUGCAAUGAAGGACUAUGCUGCACAAACUGUACCUACUCUGAACCUGGAACACUCUGCAGACCAAUUAAAAAUAGAUGUGAUCUUCCCGAGUACUGUUUUGGAAAAACUUAUCAAUGCCCGGAAGAUUUUCAUUUGCAGGAUGGGACGCCCUGUACUGAAGAAAGCUACUGCUAUCACGGAAACUGCACUGACCGCACUCUGCACUGCAGAGAAAUCUCUGGAACGCCGUCUAUAAAUGCUGAUGGUGUCUGCUAUACAAUAAACAAAAGAGGCAGUCGGUUUGGACACUGUUCAAGAUUUGAGGAAAAAUUCGAAUAUCAUGCUUGUAAAGACACAGAUAUGAAGUGUGGAAGGCUGCAGUGUAGCAAUGUCACUCAUGUUCCCCGGUUGCAGGAGCGUGUUUCGUUCCAUCAGUCAGAGAUCUCAGGGGUCUGGUGUUGGGGAGUAGACAGACACUAUUCCCCAGAAACAGGUGAUGUUGGUCAUGUGAGAAAUGGUACCCCCUGUGCUCCUGGGAAGUUCUGCAACAAUAACAUCUGCAGUGCUAGUAUAGAGGCAAUAGUUUAUGACUGUCUCCCUACGAAAUGCAGUCGUAGAGGAAUUUGCAACAACAGAAGGAACUGCCUUUGCCAUGUAGGCUGGGAGCCUCCACUGUGCUUAAAUAGAGCUGCUGGAGGGAGCAUUGACAGCGGACCCAGUUCCAGAAGAGUUUGCUCCAUUAAAACAAGUGUAGAAUCAGUCGUAUAUUUGAGAGUAGUCUUUGGUCGCAUUUAUGCCUUCAUAGCUGCACUCCUCUUUGGUUUGGCCUCCAGUGUUAAAAGUGUCAAGACUUCCAGAGUUCAGGAAGGCACAGUAGGUAAUUAGUGAAUUAUAAAGCAGAUUCCCGACCCCUGUACAACCAUUGGUAAUACAGACGUAAUAUCAAUGUAUGUGAUGAAAUCAGCAACGAGAGGGCAGAGCUGAAGGUCAUGUUCCAGAAGUCUGCAGGGGAUGAUGGGGGACUUCCACACACCAGGGGCGGUCGAGGGGCGUGGACGGUCUCACGUCCGGUCUCCUUGAUAGGGUGCCAAUCAGUGCUCUGAAAUAAACCUUGAAA